AAUGGCUGAUUUUCUACUGAUCAGAAGAGGAAGUAUGCAGCGGAGCUUGUUUUGAAGGUUGAAAACUGGACAGGUUAGCUAACAGAGUUAUGAUCCUCAGACCUCAAAGUUCUGUCAGCUUCAUCUGAACUUCCAUCCACAUCUUCAGUAAUGUCUGCUUUGACCAGCUAUGCGGUGCGCAUGGCGAGGCUGAGCUCCAGGAUCUUUGGAGAAGUCGUACGUCCGACUGACACCAAAUCAAUGAAGGUGGUCCAGCUGUUCCAGGAGCCGCCACUGGCCAGAAGGAAGGAGGUGUACGAAUGGUAUCCUCAUCACAAGGUUUACUACGCCAUGACCCAGAAGCUCAGGUUCAUGGGAUUGUUCAGAGAUGAGCAUGAGGACUUCAAAGAGGAGAUGCGGCGCCUGAGGAAGCUUAGAGGAAAAGGGACACCGAAGAAAGGAGAAGGAAAGAGGGCGGGAAAGAAAAAAUAAACUGUCCUGAAGCUUCUGGCAGGAAACGAGCCUUUUUUCUCUCUAAGUUCUCCUCCUUCCUCCCACAGUCCAAACUCCACCGCUAGCUUGAUUGGCUUCUCUAGUUUAUCCUUGGGGGGGGGGUGUCUCUGUGUCACCCGUCCAGGGUGUAACCCCGCCCCUCGCCCACAGACUGCUGGGACCCGCCCCACCCUGAUGGGGGGGGAUGUUUUUUCCCUUUUUGAAUUUAAAGUCUUCACUUAUGGAUUUAAUGAUAAAUAGAAAUAAAUGAGCUUUGACACGUUUUAUGCAGACUGUUCAAAGAUUCCUGGAAAAAAAGCUAAAAAUUCAAGGCGUGUGACGUCGCCCGGUCAGCGGAGCAGGACCCCACCCUGGAGCCCAGCCUGGUGGUCGUGCUCCUCCUCUAAAGGAGUGACGCCAUCCCCCGGUGGGCCCACCACCUGCAGGAGGAACCAUGAUGGACGGUGUGAGGAGGACAGUCAGAGGAGGAGGUGCUUAUUUAAAAAUAAAUGACUUAUUGAAGGAGAACUGCUUCAUUAUGGAUAAAACCACUGAAUGAAACAUAAAUCUAUGAUCGGAAUAAAACCGCUGCCAAUGUUCCGCAGUUUAACAAAGUCUUUGAGAAGAAAAAAAUGAA
Cyprinodon tularosa is the source of this 1108-nucleotide messenger RNA. It is a transcript of the gene mrps33, whose product is annotated as mitochondrial ribosomal protein S33. The record is from RefSeq and is a predicted model, not a curated record. Gene Ontology annotation, cellular component: mitochondrion. Bases 151 to 471 code for a protein of 106 amino acids. The transcript is spliced from 3 exons. NCBI's taxonomy places the organism in Eukaryota, Metazoa, Chordata, Actinopteri, Cyprinodontiformes, Cyprinodontidae.